Fusarium vanettenii 77-13-4 is the source of this 1032-nucleotide messenger RNA. RefSeq lists its product as uncharacterized. The record is from RefSeq and is a predicted model, not a curated record. NCBI's taxonomy places the organism in Eukaryota, Fungi, Ascomycota, Sordariomycetes, Hypocreales, Nectriaceae. The transcript has 3 exons. The annotation marks the transcript as partial.
GUUCAGAGAGCCCUCGUAGGCACCAAAUUCGAACCCUCAUCCUUGACAAAGCUCUCAGGAGGCUCCGUCAACUGGAUCUAUCUCGCAAAGUUGUCGACACCCCUCGAUGAUGGGACAACAGAAGUUCUGGUCAAACAUGGAGAGCCCUGGAUGGCCUCCAAGCCCGAGAUCUUGUCUGGCCGUUCCUCCUUUGGACCAUCUGAUUCUAUGGAUACCUCCAAUUUUGUCGCUCAAACACCAAACUUCUUCCACUUUGAUCACAAUGCUACCAACCAGAUCCAAGAAUUCCUACCCGAUGGUAUCAAUUUGAAAGACUACGUCCUACAGCAUUACACCGCUCCAACUCCCAAGUCAUUUAAACCGCAAUGCCGCCAUCUCGGCGAGGCAUUGGGUAAAUGGCUUAGAGGCUUUAUAGAAUGGACUGCACAACAGCACAAACAUCGACACGUCGUGGCUCAGAACAACUUCGCCCAAGCCAUUAAGCACAUGGUCAAUUUUUCAUGGCUUCACGAACGCAUCAAAGACUUUCCGGAUAUUCUCGACCCUGUAAAGGAUAUCCUUGGACAGGUUGAGCAAAUGGCCGCUGCUGAGAGAAAGGAGGUGAGCAAGCACCAGAUCAUCCAUGGUGACUUUUGGACGGGAAACAUUAUUUUACCCAAUGCCCCAAUCCAGCAAGGCACCGAGGUGCCCAUGUUGGCCAUCGACUGGGAAUGUACUCAACUCGGCUUGCCCAGCGUCGACUUUGGACAAAUGAUUGCCGAGAUGUACGCUCUGUGGGUGUACAAGUCCAUCACGGCGGGACUAUGGAUGAUGGAGGGCUUCAUCGAAGCGUAUGGAAAUAUCAGCCAAAACUUUGCCUUCCGUACUGCCAUACAGACGGGUGCGCAUCUACUGUGCACUACCACGACGUUUCCAGGAUGGGGGACGCCUCAAAAAGUCCAAGAGGUUGCUCGUUUGGGGAGGGAUAUCAUUGUACAUGCUUGGAAGAAGGAUGUUGCUUGGUUCGAGAAGGGUGACCUGGCAUGCUUGUUC